AUGGUUUCGGCUAGUAUUCAGCAGACGCUCAUGGAUAAGGCGAAGCAUGCUGUUAGCACGGACAAGCGAAACAUGAUGUUGUCGAUUCUUACUAGGGACGCAGAGUUUACGUUGCUCCAGAACAGGGCUGGCUUGAUGAAGGUUUCCAUACCGGAUUUCUUCGUCGGUGGGGGGUUGGGAAGUCUCCUUCGUGAUAAGCAGGGCCGGCCUUGCAUCAAUCAGAUCCGUGGAGGAGAGGUAUCGGAAGUGUUUCAUCGCGGUGAGUAUUGCAUGUAG
Peronospora belbahrii is the source of this 276-nucleotide messenger RNA. Lineage: Eukaryota; Oomycota; Peronosporomycetes; Peronosporales; Peronosporaceae. The record is from the annotation of a GenBank genome assembly.